AUGGUGGCACCGGCGGCGGAGGCGGAGGCGGAGGCCGGCCGCAAGACCUUGCCGGAUGAGUGCAAGACCCUGUGGCAGAUCGCUGGGCCGGUGAUCCUUACCGGCGUCUUCCAGUUCCUCAUCGGCUUCGUCACCGUCGCCUUCGUCGGCCACAUCGGCAAGGUCGAGCUCGCCGCCGUCUCCAUUGUCAUCGGCGUCAUCGAAGGCCUCGGCUUCGGGCUCCUUCUCGGCAUGGGGAGCGCCCUGGAGACGCUGUGCGGGCAGGCGGUGGGGGCCGGGCAGCUCCACACUCUGGGCGUCUACAUGCAGCGGUCGUGGAUCAUCUGCCUCGCCACGGCCGUCGCCCUGCUCCCGGUCUACAUGUUCACGGACCCCAUCCUCCGCCUGCUCCGGCAGUCCCCGGAGAUCUCCGCCGUGGCGGGGCGGUACGCGCGCUGGUGCGUGCCGCAGCUCUUCGCCUACGCCGUCAACUUCCCCAUGCAGAAGUUCUACCAGGCGCAGAGCCGGGUGUGGGUCAUGACGCUCAUCUCCGGCGGCGCCGUCGGCGUGCACGCGCUGCUCAACUGGGUCGUCGUGGCCAGGCUCGGCCGCGGCCUCCUGGGCGCGGCCAUGAUCGGGAACGCCUCCUGGUGGCUCAUCAACGCGGCGCAGUUCGUGUACGUCGUCGGCGGGUCCUUCCCGGAGGCGUGGACGGGGUUCUCGCGCAAGGCCUUCGCCAGCCUCGGCGGCUUCGUCAGGCUCUCCCUCGCGUCCGCGGUCAUGCUCUGCUUAGAGAUGUGGUACUACACGGCAGUAAUCAUUCUGGUGGGUUGCUUGAAGAACCCAGAGAUUCAAGUCGGGGCCGUUUCCAUAUGCAUGAACUACAACAUCUGGACACUGAUGGUAUCCGUCGGUUUCAAUGCCGCAGUGAGUGUUCGCGUGGCCAACGAACUUGGCGCCAAGCACCCGAAGGCAGCCAAGUUCUCGGUCGUCGUGGCGGUGACCACGUCGGCCGCCGUCGGGCUCGUCUUCACGCUCGUCACCCUCGUGGCCAGGAAGCAGCUGCCGAGGCUUUUCACCGACGACGAGCUAGUGGUCAAGGAGGCCGCAAACCUGGGGUACCUUCUGGGUGCCACCAUAGGCCUCAACAGCAUCCAGCCGGUGCUAUCAGGGGUGGCCAUUGGAGCUGGGUGGCAGUCCUUGGUCGCCUGGGUCAACAUCGGCUGCUACUAUCUCAUCGGCCUGCCCCUUGCAGCUGUCUUCGGCUUCAAGCUGAAGCUUAACGCAACAGGGAUUUGGGUGGGGAUGCUGACCGGCACGGUUCUGCAGACCGUCAUCCUGUUUGUGAUCCUCUUCAGAACCAAAUGGCAAAAAGAGGCUAUGCUGGCAGAGGAGCGGGUGCGGAACUGGGGAGGAAACGUCGAGCUGCCGACCGUCCAAGAAGCAAGAUGA
Molecule: messenger RNA, 1431 nt
Organism: Triticum turgidum subsp. durum (durum wheat)
Lineage: Eukaryota; Viridiplantae; Streptophyta; Magnoliopsida; Poales; Poaceae
Source: the annotation of a GenBank genome assembly